AUGAAGAUGAUGAAGAUCACGCUGCUGGUUCUGCUGGGCCUCUGGCUGGACCCGGCCUCGGCCGCCAAGCUGGGCGUGGUGCAGACCGAGGGGGGCCGCGUGGAGGGCAAGAGCUUCAGGAUGGGUUUCUUCAGGACCGUCGACGUCUUCAGGGGCAUCCCCUUCGCAGACGUCCCUGGAAAAUGGGAGAAACCCAAACCUCACCCUGGGUGGAGCGGAGUCCUGGAGGCCACAAAGUAUCGAGAUCGCUGCCUGCAGGUGAAUGUGUUCCAGACGAAAACCAAGGGCAGCGAGGACUGUCUUUACCUGAACAUCUUUGUUCCUCAGGGACGAAAACUGUCCACCAGCCUCCCGGUGAUGGUGUAUCUGUUCGGAGGGGCCUUCAUGUUGGGGGCGUCCAACGCCGUGGCCUUCCUCGGAGACUCUCUGUACGAUGGGAAGGAGAUGGCAGACCGGGGCGGGGUCAUCGUCGUCACGGUCAACUACAGAGUUGGCACUAUGGGUUUCCUCAGCACCGGUGAUGACCGAUUGCCAGGUAACUACGGGCUCUGGGACCAGCACGCUGCCAUCUCCUGGGUGCGCAGGAACAUCGAGGCGUUUGGAGGACACCCGGACAACCUCACCAUCUUUGGCCAAGCGUCUGGUGCUGCCAGCGUCAGCUUCCAGAUGCUGUCCCCCUACAGUAAAGGGCUGUUCCGCAGAGCCAUCACCCAGAGUGGCGUGGCCCUCUGUCCCUGGGCCCUCCAGAGGAACCCCUGGGCCCUCACCAAGAAGAUUGCUCGCAAGGUCGGUUGUUCUAGGACCGAUGAAGAGAAGAUGAUCGCCUGCCUAAAGAUGAGUGACCCGGUCGGCCUGACCAUGGCGGGAAAGAUCGACAUAUUACUUCUUCUGGGGAAAGGUGUGGUCAGCGACCUCCUAGAGUUCGCACCGGUGAUCGACGGUGAUUUCAUCCCGGAUGAGCCCGAGAGGCUGUUUCACAACGCUGCUCAGUUUGAUUACUUGGCUGGUGUCAACAGCAUGGGCGGACACAUUUUUGCUGGAGUCGACGUUCCUUCCAUCAACAAAAGAAAUGCCAACACUACUACAGAGCAGGUGUCCAGACUGCUGGGGCGUCUGACCAAGGAUAAGGGCUCUGCGGCCGUCGCCUCGGCCUUCAGCGUUUACUCGGUUAGUUGGGGUUCGUAUCCGUUGCCCGAGGUGGUGAAGAAGACGGUGGCCGACAUCGAGACUGACUACCUGUUCCUGGCCCCGACUCAGCAGGCUCUCCAGCUCCAUGCUGCCAACUCCAGCGCCCGUACUUACUCCUACCUGUUCAACAUGGAGACUCGGAUCCCCGGGUUCCCGCGCUGGGUGGAGGCGGAGCACGCAGAGGACCUGCAGUACCUGUUUGGAAAACCCUUCUCCACGCCCCUCGUCUACUUCCCCCGACAUCGAGACCUCUCCGGCUACAUGAUCGCGUACUGGACCAACUUCGCCAGGACCGGUGAUCCCAAUAAAGGCGACAGUAAAGUCCCGGUUGCCUGGCCCGCCUUCACCACAAACAACCCGCCGUACCUGAUCAUCAACCACAAGAUGACCAAGUCCUCCGUCAGCCAUGACCUGAGAUCGUACUACGUCAACUACUGGACUCAAACCUACAGCAAGAUCCCAACAGUAAAGACGGCAGGGGAAGAAGACACAGUCUCAUUAACUGUUUGAACAUCAUUAUUUCACUCCCGGAGGAUUAAAACACAGUUAAUUAGAAAAUAAUCAGAAGUUAUUAUGUGGAGCUUUUAUGGAUGAGAAAAUACUGUACUGACAGUAUAAAGGUCCAAAAGUACAGAGAAGAUGUUAACAUCUGGUCUAAUAAACAGAGGUGAAACCUU
Cololabis saira (Pacific saury) is the source of this 1865-nucleotide messenger RNA. Its product is annotated as bile salt-activated lipase-like. NCBI's taxonomy places the organism in Eukaryota, Metazoa, Chordata, Actinopteri, Beloniformes, Belonidae. Gene Ontology annotation, biological process: presynaptic membrane assembly; synaptic vesicle endocytosis; modulation of chemical synaptic transmission. Bases 1 to 1698 code for a protein of 565 amino acids. The transcript is spliced from 12 exons. Gene Ontology annotation, cellular component: postsynaptic specialization membrane; cell surface; synapse. The record is from RefSeq and is a predicted model, not a curated record. Gene Ontology annotation, molecular function: signaling receptor activity; triacylglycerol lipase activity; neurexin family protein binding.